Marmota flaviventris (yellow-bellied marmot) is the source of this 3828-nucleotide messenger RNA. Lineage: Eukaryota; Metazoa; Chordata; Mammalia; Rodentia; Sciuridae. The record is from RefSeq and is a predicted model, not a curated record.
AUGUCGUCCUGGUUUGGAGGCCUGGGCUCAGGCUUGGGCCACUUCUUGGGUCAAGUGGGGAGCAGCUUGGCUUCCCUCACUGGCCAUAUCUCCAGCUUCACCAGGGAAAUACUUCUGGAUGACUUAGGAGACAUAGAAGCAGCUUUACAUCAUUGUUGGAGAAAGGAAAUGGAAACUACUGAUUCCACAAUAAGAUGUGAGAAUGAAAGACUGAAAAAGUAUUGUACUGAUCUGGAAGAAAAGCAUGAAGCAUCAGAGCUGCAAAUAAAGCAUCAGUUUGUAAGUUACCAAAAUCAACUGCAACAGAAAGAGGGAGAGAUCAGCCAUCUUAAAGCAAGACAGAUUGUACUGCAAGAUCAAAUGUUCCAACUACAGGCAGCUGCUCAAUCAGUACCUUCAGGAGCUGGUGGUGUACCAACCACCACUGCACCUGCUCCAUUCGGUUCCUGGAUCAGUAGUCAUUUUUCAGCCUUUCGUGAUGAUGACAUGGACUUUAGUGACAUAAUUUCAUCACAACAAGAAACAAACAGAUCGUCAAUUGACAUUGCAAAACAUGAAUCUGAAGUUGGUCACUGGAGGCAGAUUGCUGAGGCUCAGGGAACACAUCAUUCUGACUCAAGUGAAAUCUGCAAAGUACAAAAUACUAUCAAGACUCUUCAACCAAACCAAAGUCCGUACAUAGAUGAUCAUCAGCAUGAAAUUUCAGUUUUGGAGCAGAGUUCUACUGUGGCAGAAAAGGGAAAAAUUCUUCCUCAGAGUUCAGCAGUGGAAGAAGUGUUCAGGCUACAACAAGCCCUGGCUGAUGCUGAGAAGGAAAUCAUGAGACUAAAUGGUUUAAACCAGGAUAACCGUCUUGCUGAAGACAAUCUGAAACUUAAAAUGCAUGUUGAAGCUUUAGAAAAAGAGAAGUCAUCAUUGAGUCAAGAAAAAGAGGAACUUCAGAUGUCACUGUCAAAAUUGAGCUGUGACUAUCAAGUCAUGAAAAACAGAGCUUCAACAGACAUGAAUUUGAAUGUACAAUUACUAGACUUAAAACUUCACUUGAAGGCAAAGGAGGAAGAACUGAAUCAGAAUAUCAAUGAAAAGAAACUGCUGAUAACGUUAGAAGAACUGGAUCAUCAGAAUCAGGAAGCUAAAAAGCACAUGAUUUUGAUACAAGAUGAGCUAUCAAAACAACAAAAUGAAGGAGACCUUGUCAUCAAGAAGUUGGAACAAGAACUAGGUGAUGAAAAACAGAGAGUUCAUCAACUUGAGGAUGAUCAAAUGAACAUAUCCCAAGAGUUGCAUGUGCAGAAGGAGAAGUUAACUGGGAGUGCACAGAGCCUCAGUGAUUUGCAUUUAACCAAGCAGAAGCUUGAAGAUAAAGUAGAAGAUUUAGUAGAUCAGCUAAAUCAGUCACAAAAAAAUAGUUUAAACAUCCAGCAGGAAAACCUUGGGCUUAAGGAUCACAUUAGACAAAUUGAAGAUGAGCUGUCUGGAUUUAAGUGUAAGUACAGAAGUUCUCUGAAUGAAGACUCUAACAGUCAUUGUAAGGAUGAUAUGCUUAAAGAAUGGGAAGCUGAGGUUAGCAACUUAAGGCAAAAUCUUUCUGAAGAGGAACAGCUCAAUGAAAAUUUAAAGAAAGUUGCUGUUGAACUCAAAACGGAAAAUGAAAUUUUGAUUUUAGCAUGUGACGAUGUAAGGCGUAAGUUGGAAGAAUCUACUGCUGCUUACAAUCAAAUCUCUCAAGAAAAAGACACUAUCACGGAGACUCUCAAAAGAGACAAAGAAGAGAUUGAAGCCAAACUGCACCAGGCAGAAAAAAGACUGUUGGAAGAAGCAAAUAAUCACAGGCAGACUAUUCAGGAACUCUCCAAUGCACAAAAUUUGAAUACCUCUGCCUUAAAGCAGAAACAUGAAUGUGUAGUUCAACUCAAUCAAGAGAAGGACUUUGAAAUAACAGGACUCAAAAAGAAUAUUGAGCAAAUGACUGCUGGUCAAAAAUAAACUGAGGAAAAUUUGGCAUCUUAUGUAGAAGAACAGAAGCAAUUGAUACAAGUCAUAAGUGAGAAAGAAGUUUUUAUUGAAAAACUCGAAGAAAAAAGUUCAGAACUCCAAAAGGAUUUAAAUAAGUGUUCGCAGGCCUUAAGAGAAAAUGAAACUUUAAGGCAAUCCAUUGAAGGAAAGGACAGAAUUCUUGCCUACAUGAAAGCAGAAAACAACUAUCUGCAAGUAGAAUUGGAAACACUUAGGGAACAGCACAAUCAAGCUGUACCAGUGGCUAAGCCUAAAGCUCUUGAUGCUAUCGCAGAACUAGAAUUGGAGGUAUCUCAACUGAAUAUAGUCAAAAAUCAUCUGGAAGAUGAAAUUAAAGACCAUCUGAAUACAAUUGAAAAUCAAAACAAGCGUAAAAUGCAACUACUUCAGUCUUUACAGGAGCAGAAGGAGGAAAUGGAUGAAUUUAAGUACAAAUAUGAGCAGAUGAAUGCUGCGCAUAGCCAGUUAAUUUUAGAAAAAGAGGAGGAAAUUAAGAACUUGCAGAAAACUAUUGAAGAACUAAAAGCCCAGUUGCCUGGAGAAAGAGGAGAUGCUCAAACAUUAUAUUCUGAUAUUUUUCAAGAGACCAAAUUACGGGACCAAGAAUUAUGCCUAAACCGGGAGCUAGAAAGGCUAUGCAGCCAUCUCUUGGAAUCAGAAGAGUCUUACACCCAGGAAAUUUUGGCUGCAGAAGAAAAAGAGAUUCAACUGAGACAGAAAGUCACACUCUUGGAGGAAAAGCUAGUUGCAUCUUCUAAGGCAAGUCAUCAAGCCAGUGUGCAGAUAGAGUCUCUGCAGGAACAGUUGAGUCUGGUCUCUCAACAGAGAGAUGAGAAUACACUGCAGCUUUUGCUCUCCCAGGAACAAGUAAGGCAGUAUGCCCUAUCAUCAAGUAACCUGCAAAGGGUUCUAGAGCACUUCCAAGAAGAAGAGAAAGCUAUGCAUUCUGCUGAAUUAGCCAAAGAAAAACAGUCGAUAGCUGAAUGGAAGAACAAGGCUGAAAAGCUAGAAGGAGAAGUAUUAUCAUUGCAGGAACGUUUGGAUGAAGCAAAUGCUAUGUUGGAUUCUGCUUCCAGACUGAGAGAAGACUUAGAUCUCAAGGAAGAAUAGAUCCAAGAUCUGAAAAAACAAAACAAGCUCCGAAAAGAAAUUUUGGAUCAUGCACAACAGAAAUUGUCCACUUUGGUCAACAGUACAGAAGGAAAAGUGGACAAAGUCUUCAUGAGAAACCUUUUUAUUGGUCAUUUCCAGACACCAAAAGGCAAACGUCGUGAAGUAUUGCAGUUGAUGGGGAGCAUCCUGGACAUUCCAAAGGACGAAAUGGAGCAGCUGUUGAAUAAAGAUUAUGGUGGUGUCAGUAAGUGGAUGAGUAGUUGGCUUGGAGGGGCUUCAAAAAGUGUCCCCAACAUUCCUUUGAGACCAAAUCAACAACGUGUGCUUAAUAGUUCUUUUUCAGAACUCUUUGUCAAAUUUCUGGAAACGGAGUCUCAUCUCUCUGUCCCACCACCAAAACUUUCUGCCGAAGCCAUGGAUUGUCUAGACUCACCAGGAAAGAGAGAGCAAGGUGUAAAUGUACCAGGAAAUGUUAAAGAUGGAGCCGAAUUAAGAGCUGACAGAAGCACCAACGGAAGUCCACUCUUGGUUCACCGUUCGGCAGCUGUGCCUCUUAGUAACCUAGCUGGUGUUGGACUUGGUGGACCUGGGCAUCCUCUUUUUAAACCCAUUGCAGAUUUCAUGCCCACCUUUACACCAUUGCCAGUGUCCCCGGACAAUAGUGCCACAGUUGUACUCCAGGAUCUUCUAAAUAUUUAG